AUGAAUUUUAUCUGUGGUAAUAGAUCGCCUAAAACGUUACCUGCGAGUGCAAAAUGUCCUUUAUUAGUAUGCAUUACUUGCUUGCUCGCUAUUGGCAUCAUUACUAUGUUAAGUACAAAGGCUACUCGUGAAAGCUUGUCUCCAUAUAUUCUUACUUCAUUUUCAUUUACUCCAAUAGAAAAAUCCGUAUGCAAUUAUACUUUACCAACAUUCGAAAGUUUCAUCUGUGAUAAUACUAGAAUUGAUCGAUUUCCACAAACAUCAACAACGCCAUCAAACAAUUCAUUUGAUGUUUAUCGAAAAAAAAAUCUUGAAAAUUACUGUUCGAUUGUACCCAUUCCAAGAGGUGGCUGGACGAAAGCUACAGCAUAUACCGAAAAAGAUAUUGUAUUUGUUAUCUUUACAGCUGCUGUAUUUUUUCAUACAAGAGCAACAGCUGCUCGUGAUACAUGGAUUUCACGUAUAACAAACUAUUAUUUUCUUAGUGCAACACCUUAUCCUUAUUUGCCUGUAAGUGUUGUUCCUAAUGCUGGUGAAGAUAAAUUAUCCAAUAUGAAGAAGCUUUUUUACGGUCUUCAAUUGAUUUAUCAACAACAAAUGAAGCUUUCUGUUUCAAAUCGACAAAAAUGGUUUUAUAUAGCCGGUUGUGAUACAUUUAUUCUUCCUCAUCAUUUACUCAAACGUCUCGAUGGUCUCGAUUAUACAAAGCCUCUUCUAGUUGGUGGCCAUUCAGGUCGUAUUACAUGUCGAGGAGAUAUAAAUCCAAAAAUUACAGUUGAAUUUCCAUCAGGUGGUGCUGGAUUUUUCUUAAGUAUGAAAUUAUUUGAAAUGAUGCAACCAAAUUUAACGAAUUUCGUUGAAAAUGUUUGGCCACAUACAUCUGAAAUAUCUGAUGUUGCACUUACUUGUCUUGCAGCUCAACUAGGUGUUCGCAUAACAAGAAGAGGAGGCUUUUGGUCAAACGUACCCGAUUACAUGCUUCGUAAACAUGGACGUGCAUCAUUUCAUAGGGAUCUCGAACCAAAUGGUUUUCACUAUGUAAAACCAGAUGAAAUGUAUGCAUUAGAUGAAUUUUACGUUAAUCAAUAUAUGGAUCGACUGAUUAGUGACAGAAAUUGGAAUGAAUUAAUUCAAUUUACAAGACGAUUUGUUUCUAGUCAUUAUGAAUUAUUGAGAAAAAAGAGACGCGAAUGCACAUUACCGAAAAUUUAG
Messenger RNA from Rotaria socialis, 1212 nucleotides. NCBI's taxonomy places the organism in Eukaryota, Metazoa, Rotifera, Eurotatoria, Philodinida, Philodinidae. The record is from the annotation of a GenBank genome assembly.